Cotesia congregata is the source of this 851-nucleotide messenger RNA. Lineage: Eukaryota; Metazoa; Arthropoda; Insecta; Hymenoptera; Braconidae. The record is from the annotation of a GenBank genome assembly.
AUGACACCGGAAAAAGCCGUGAAGUAUAUAAGAAUGAGUGUUUUUUUAAUAUGCAUGUGGCCGCCAUUAAGAAGCAAGUCUAAAAUUAUUUUCAAACUAUUCAUGUGCUUCUCGGUUAUAGUAGCGCUGGGAUUAUUUUUUCCUAUGAUAUAUUCAGUGGUUUACUUCAUCGACGACAUGGUAAUCGUUUUGAAAUCAAUUGUAUGUUCGGCGGUGAUAAUUAACUUUUUAAUUAAAUUUUCCAUCGUAAGGAUCUAUCACAAAAAAUUUGAGAAACUAGAGGCCGCGUUAAAUGAGUUUAUAUUGAACGCAAGUGACUCAAGCAUAUUAAUCGACAAGAGCUGGAAGUUUCAAUUUUUGAUGGUUUGCGGCUGGUACUUUGCUGCUGUGGGAAUUGUACUGGGUUCAUUGGUGCUCCCGCAAAAAUUUCCCUCCGAUGCGGUGUAUCCGUUCUCGGUGGAGCACCCCCUUGUUCCCGAAUCUUUGUUGCGUAUCAGUGCGCUGCGGGGAUGCGAGUUAUCAAUAGAGAGGAUUUGUGCUGGUGCAUCAAACAACAUCAAGAGAUACUAUUGUAAAUUUGCCGACGAAUUAAUACCGCCGAUUCGCGCCCUUGCAUACACAACAGUAUCACUGACUAAAAUUUUAAUGAUUACUAGUGGGUUUUUCCUGAUUUCGGAUGAGAUACUGCCAGUCAAAAUUCAGUUCGGCAUUGUGGCGAUAUCCUUAACAUUUAACACAUUUUUAUACUCCUGGGCCGCGGAUCAUCUGGUGAAUAUUCCUUUGUCAAAUGAAAUUGGUGGUUUGAAAAUGUGUGUCUUGAUAAUUCACAGAACCCAAAAUCCAGUUUUAAU